Molecule: messenger RNA, 1359 nt
Organism: Linnemannia hyalina
Lineage: Eukaryota; Fungi; Mortierellomycota; Mortierellomycetes; Mortierellales; Mortierellaceae
Source: the annotation of a GenBank genome assembly
AUGCUGCUGAAGCUCUCUACCGUGGCCGCCGUCGUCCUCAUGGCCGUGACCUCAAGCACCCAAGCCUUCCCCACUACCUCGCCCUCCUUCCUGCACUCGUCUGACCGCUUCCUCGCCCCCAUCGUCUCCUCGAUCGAGGCAAACACCAUCCCCGACUCGUACUUUGUCGUCUUCAAGGAUGGCGUCCGCGUCCACGAGCACUCGGCCUGGGUCCGAGAACUCCAUCACCAGGACGUGGCCGCCAACGGUGCUAUGUGGGACGGUGACGAGUUUGAAGGGGAUGAUGACUUUAUGAGCGGUGUGCGUCAUGUCUAUGAUAUGGGAUCCUUCCAGGGUCUUGCGGGCCGGUUCCGUCCCGAGGUUUUGAACGAGAUCCGUAGGAACCCCAAUGUCGCAUACAUUGAGCGGGACCAGAUGGUUUACACAACAAAGAUCGCAACCCAGAAGAACGCCCCCUGGGGACUUGCCCGCAUCUCUCACCGCAAGAACGCCUUCAAGAACCGCGGCAAGUACGUCCACGACACCAACGGCGGCAAGGGUGUCACCGUCUUUGUCAUCGACACCGGCAUUUCGGUCAACCAUAGCGAGUUUGAGGGCCGUGCCUCCUGGGGUGCGACCAUCCCCUAUGGCGACAGUGAUACUGAUGGAAAUGGACAUGGUACCCAUUGUGCGGGUACCAUCGGUAGUGCCGCUUAUGGUGUCUCGAAGAAGGCUGAGGUGGUCGCCGUCAAGGUCUUGAGGUCGAAUGGAUCUGGCACCAUGUCGGAUGUUGUUGCCGGUGUGGAUUUCGCGAUCCAGGAACAUUUGUCCCUCCGCGCCAAGAAGGGUGGUGCCUACAAGGGCUCCGUAGCCAACAUGUCCCUCGGAGGCGGCAAAUCCCGUCCCCUCGAUGCCGCCGUCUCCAACGCCGUCGACCAAGGACUCCACUUCGCCGUCGCCGCCGGAAACGAUAACCGCGACGCCUGCAACUACUCCCCAGCCGGUGUCGAAGCCGCCGUUACCGUCGGCGCCUCCUCCAAUGACGACUCCCGAGCCUACUUCUCCAACCACGGUCCCUGUGUCGAUAUCUUUGGACCUGGAAAGGAUAUCGAAUCGACUUGGAUUGGAUCCAACACGGCAAGGAGGACCAUUUCUGGAACCUCGAUGGCCUCCCCCCACGUUGCGGGUCUGAUUGCCUAUUAUUUGUCGUUAGCGCCCGAGAGUGAUUCGGGAUUCCAUUCGGGAACUUAUACGCCCAAGGAGAUGAAGGCAUUGUUGAAGGAGACUGCCACCAGGGAUGCGCUGACGGAUGUUAACUACCGAACCCCUAAUCUGUUGAUCUAUAACAACGUCGACAAGCAGAACUACUUUGCCUGGUAA